UUGGCCAGAUAUAAAAACAUAGAUACUGGGUAGGCAGGGCAUCAGUCGACCCUUGCAGCUCAGACAGUCUAAAGUGCAAAAUGAAGCAGUUCCUCGUUCUCACGUGCCUGGUGGCCCUCGCAGUCGCCGCUCCCCAGGGAUACAAGUACCAGCCCCAGGCGCCCGCCCUUCCCAUCGGCAACCUGCGUCCGCAGACACCGGUCUCGCAAAGUGGAAUAUACUCCGGUGGCGCACUCUCGACUCUGGGCCAGAUCCAGGCUGUGCAGACCAUCGCAGCUGCUCCUGCUCCGGCUCCCGCUCCCGCUCCUGUCCUCUCCCUUGCUCCCGCUCCCCUGCCCAUCGUGCAGCAGCAGCCGCAGCAGAUAGUCUACCAGCAGCCGCAGCAGCAGCUGCAGCAGGUGCAGCAGCUACAGCAGGUGCAGCCGGUGCAGCAGGUGCAGCAGGUCGUCCAGACCCAGUAUGUGCAGAGGCCGGCGAUCGUCACGAAGGACAUCUACAUCCACUCCGCACCCGAGGAGACCGAGGAGCUGCGCCAGGACGAGCCCCAGCUGGAGAGCGUGCCCAUCCGCAAGAACUACCGCAUCGUGUUCAUCAAGGCGCCCUCCCAGAACCUGAAGCACACCGCCGCCGCCCUGAAGCGGGCCCAGUCCAGCAACGAGGAGAAGACCGUCAUCUACGUGCUCUCCAAGAAGCCCGACCUCACCGAGAUCCAGCAGCAGCUGCAGGUCACCCAGUCCGAGGCCAAGGUGCACAAGCCCGAGGUCUACUUCAUCAAGUACAAGACCCAGGAGGAGGCCCAGCGCGCCCAGCAGGAGAUCCAGGCCCAGUACGACGCUCUGGGCGGCGCCACCCACAUUUCGGACGAGGGUGUGGCCCCCAUCACCAGCGUGUCCAGCGGCUCCCUCAACCUGGGCGGCUUCGGGCCGCAGCAGUCGCAGGCUCCAGUCCUUGUCCAGUCCCAGCUGCCGGCCCUCAGCCAGGGAAUCCAGCAGCAGAGCUCCUUCGUGCAGCAGUCCUCCGGCUCGUUCGCACCCUCCGUGCCGUCCAGGAAGUACGUGCCGGCCAAGACCUUCAAAUGAGAGGUGUGCCCUGCCCACCCACAAUCGCUCCAUCUUUUGUUUAUACCCCAUUUUAGUUCAUUUUAAUUUAUUGUAAGUGCGAGAGAAGAGUCGAAUAAAGAAACGUCGAUCGAAA
Drosophila ficusphila is the source of this 1194-nucleotide messenger RNA. RefSeq names its product alpha/beta-gliadin A-V. Bases 81 to 1079 code for a protein of 332 amino acids. Lineage: Eukaryota; Metazoa; Arthropoda; Insecta; Diptera; Drosophilidae. The record is from RefSeq and is a predicted model, not a curated record. The transcript is spliced from 2 exons.